UUAACCACAACACAGCUAGACACCAUAUUGAUAGGUACCACAAUGAUCUCACUCUAUCCUUUACGACCUUAACUUAUGGUGAAGCUUCUGAUGGUGAAUUAAUGAGCCAGGUAGGUAGAUAAGUAGGUCGAUGGGUGGGUAGGUAAGUGGGCAUGCAGGGUCGGUUUACCUUACAUCGCAGUCCAAGGUAAGUGUUGAGUCACCACGUAUAUAUAACCGGUUGCCGCUUUGGUGAGGUGAAGUGGGCAGUGGUGAGGUGAAGCGGGCAGUGGUGAGGCUCUUGGGUGGCAGCUCCUCAUUAUUGCGUGUGGUGUGUAGCGUGGCAGUUCCCUCCUUCUCCUGCUGGUUAUGGCGUGCGAAACUGUGUAGUGGCCGUAGUGACUCUGAUCCGUAGUCAUAAACGCACUGUUUUCUCAUCAGUACGGUUUUCAAAGGCCACAGAGAUUAAUCGUGUUCUCGCUUUUUUUUUUCUCUUUCCCGUUGAUGGUGCAAGAUCUUUGUUAAAUUGUCACCGGAAUCACAAGAACAUCCUUGGAAGCCACGAUAACCUCCACUAAAACCUGCUGAAGGUAAGUGGCAGCUGUGACUCGUUAUGAGGGGCGUCUGAGGGUGUGUCGUGGCCUGCUGCAGCCUACAUGUUCCUUGUGUCACCGUCUGUGCUGCCGCCUGAUGCAAGUAGGCGGCCGCUUCCUGCCACGCCAGUGUCCCUGGACAGUUGGUGAGCCGGCACAGUGAGCACGGCUCAUGAUGGGACCAACGGAGGAGGCCGUCAUUGCGGAGGGCGGCACAAGUUGUUCGCUAGCGGGAAGUUUCUGUCGCCCGCGCCCUCGCCGCUUGUUGCUGCUGGUCGUGGCGGUGCUGGUGCUUGGCCAGCUCUCCCUUAACAUGCUCUUCUACCGCAGUUCCGACUCUCUCUUCUAUGUCAACACUUCUGCGUCUGCCACCGGGCCGUUGCUGCUCGACUCGCGGUUGUGGUGGACAAGUUCUCGGUUGCCUUGGUUGCAGCCCGUGCCGGUGAGCCGCUCCAACUACACUUCCUCUUUGCCACCCAGCAACGCCUCCUCCUCAAGUCGAUCAGGAAGAAGGGCAGAAGGGACAGAGGCUGGAAGGAGAGAAAGGACGAGAGGGAAUUCCUCGACGGAUCUUGAAGAGGAGGGUGCGGGGAGCGGGCUACACCCUGCCAAGCUUCCAGAGCCUGCUGCUGCUCCUCCUCCCACUCCGCCAGCAGAUUCGCCUGGGGCGGCGCUGCCAUCCGGUGCAACAGUGCCACGGGCCAGUGAUAUUGGAUUAAUGUCGAACAGCGAAGGAGGCCUUGGGCAUGCCACUCAAGCGGGAGUCAGCGUUGAUAAACCGUUGUGUCCUCCUGUUCCUCCAAAAUUGGUGGGUGUCGUCAAGGUCAACAAGAGUGCCCCCAGCCUUGAGGAGCAGGAGCGUGCCCAUCCAGAGCUGGCACCGGGGGGCCAUUUCCAACCUGGGGACUGCAUGGCACGCCACAAGGUAGCCAUCAUUAUACCUUACCGGGACCGUGUGAGCCACCUCAGUGUCCUCCUCCAUCACUUGCAUCCUAUCCUGCAGCGUCAGCAGGUGGACUACACGAUCUUUGUAGUGGAGCAAGCAGGCACGAGCAAGUUCAACCGAGCGAUGUUGAUGAAUGUUGGUGCCCUGGAGGCCCUGAGGCACUACCCAUUCAACUGCUUUAUAUUUCAUGAUGUUGACCUGUUGUUGGAGGAUGACCGUAACCUGUACACAUGUCCAGAGCAGCCCAGACACAUGUCCAUCGCUAUUGAUAACAUGAAGUAUAGGUUACCGUACAAUGAUAUAUUUGGAGGUGUGAGUGCCAUGACAGUGGAGCAAUUCCGGACUGUGAAUGGCUUCAGCAACAAGUUUUGGGGGUGGGGAGGUGAGGAUGAUGACUUGUCCAACCGCAUCAAACACCAUGGCUUUUUCAUCUCCCGCUACCCUGCCAAUGUGGGCCGCUACACCAUGCUUACUCACAAGAAAGACAACCCCAAUCCCAGACGGUAUCAGUAUCUCCAUGAAGGAAAGAAGAGGUACAGUUCUGAUGGCCUCAACAGUGUCAAGUACCGUCUGCUAGACACACAACUACGCCGCCUCUAUACUUGGGUGUAUGUGGACCUCUAUCCUUCAUGAUGCCAUGCUCUUGGGUGCCUUACAAGGGAGAUAUGCAGUGCAAAAUGUGAAGGAAGAAAGCUUUGUUAUGAGGUGAAAUAUGAGUGGUUUUUAUGAAAGGUGUGUGAUAUAGCAAUGUGAUGUGUGAGAUAAUGUUUUAGGUGUGAAGUUUUAUCUAUAAUUUAUUUAUUAUUAGAGUUAGUAAGUUUAUGAAUCUCAAGGCAUAUUAAAAGAUAUUUAUUAUGGAGUGCAAUGCAAAGUCCUUCAAGACAUUAAUUAUUAAACUUAUAGCAUUCAUAUUUACUUGUACAAAAACUACUAUUGUAACAGGAAAGGGCAGAACAAUGUUAUAUUUAAAAAAGGAAAAUGGCUCAAAUUUGUAUAAUUUUUAUAUAUAAAUUGUUUAAUUGUUAAGAUAUCUUAACAUUCUUCAGAUUAUUAUUAAUUUUGAUCUUAUUUAAAUCUGUGGUUUUAGUUCUCAUUCAUUGAUAUCCACAUAUCAGUUUGAGAUUUUAAAAGGAAGGAACCAAGACAGGACAUAAAAUUACCAAAAUAAUCAAGAUUUUAAUUGAUAAAAAGUAUUAGGCUAAUUAUUUUACUGUGGAUGUGUUUGCUAUAUACUGAGUUGUACAUGCCUGCUAUAUAAUAUGUUCUGUGAUCUGAGUGGUUCAUUCAAACUUUUACAUACAAGCUAAUACAAUUAUAUGUAUACCUGGUGGAAAGUCCACAUCCAAAGGCAGUAUACAUUUCAUAUUAAUUAAUAUUUAUUGUGCAGUUGUAUAUGACUUGCAUGCUGAGUGAUAUCAACUUGUGAUCUGUUUUUAACACUAUUCUGCAAUAAUUUUUUAAAUCAAUAUUUUAAUUUUAUUAAGUGCUCACUUAUAUAUAUAUGCAUUGUGUAUAUUACAAAAUCUGCCAUUUUAGAGAGAGAGAGAGAGAGAGAGAGAGAGAGAGAGAGAGAGAGAGAGAGAGAGAGAGAGAGAGAGAGAGAGAGAGAGAGAGAGAGAGAGAGAGAGAGAGAGAGAGAGAGAGAGAGAGAGAGAGAAAAAUCUUUUGAAUUAUAUGUGGCCUCUGAUAAUGUACACCAUCUAAUCAAACCACACAGCUUAUGGGCAGGUAAAUUAAAAAUUAAAAAGUUUUUAUGACCUUUGAUAAAACAGCAUAAAGACGUAAUGAGUGCACAUAUUACAUAUACAACCCCAGUACAGUUGGUGAAAUUUGUGAGAUGAUGAGAGGAAAUGUAAAAACUGACAUUUUCAUAGUUCUCAAAACUAGGUGAGUUAGGUGGACUGCCCUCUUGCUCCUGUGUUGCAAUGACAUUUUUACCUCCCACUACUCUUUGAGGAAAGAAAACAGUUGAGAAUCUUUUAUCCAAAAUUCCAAAAUCUGAAAACCUUCAAAAUCUGAAAGUUUUUAAUGGUGUUGUGACAUAUCACAAAAUUCCUGAAAGUGGUGGGAAGGAUUACACUGCAAAAAAAAAAGUGUGUCCAUGAGUGAAGCUGCAAUGCUCAAUUUACCACCAUGGAAGGUAUCAAAAAGUGGCAAAUUAUCUAUCACCCAUGGUAACUGUCAGGCACAGUGGGAGAUACAUCUCCAAUGCUCCCUUGCCUGUUUCCCCCUUGCCACAACUUUUUCAUUUCAUCACUCACAUUUAGUACUUCUUACAUUAUAAUGGGUCCUGGUAAGUUUAACAAUGAAGAAAAGUGUUGUGAUGGCAUUUGCUCAAGAGUGGCUCAGUCAUUGUCAGACUGCAAGAAAGAUGGGAAUAUCAGAAACAGUUGUCAAAAGGGUGGUGAAGACUGCACUAGUGCUUGGAACAGCUGUUGCUCCCUGUUGCAGCUCACAAGCCUCUUCUGACCAAGAGAAAGAGGGUACAGCAACUCAGUUUUUACAAGGCAUACAUUAUAUUAACCUAAUAUUCCUGUAUUUGUCUUUUUCUUUUGCCCCAAGCCUUUCUUUUUAUCAGGAGUGACAGCUGUCCCCAGAAUUGGUGCAGCCUUUGCUACCUGUGUCAUGGCUGUCUCUGAACUUCAUAUUUUUCUUCCGGUCUAACAAUUAUUGAGCCCCUCUCAAACAAAAGUCAUCCAAACACUCCUCUCUUCAUUGCUAUUAUAAGGAGAAUGAAAUUUGAGUGAUGAAAUGCAAAGGUAGUGGCAAGGGGGAAACAUGCAGAGGAGUGCAUGAGAGAACUCUAUCCUGCAUCUGACAGUCUAGCUUCUAGAUUCUCUCACUCAGUGAUUAAAAAAAAAUAAGAAUAAGCAUAGCAUCUUCAAGGAAUAUGAGUUGCCAUGUGUGACAAUUUGCCACUGUUUGAUACUUCCCAUGGCUAAAAAGUGAGCAUUGAAGCUUUGCUUUGUGGGCACACUGUCAUGUUUACACUUCAAUAUUUUUUGUGGCCAUUGCCAUUGUAAAAUUACAUUCAGGUUAUAUGUACAAAAUAUAUGUCAUGAAAUGUAAAUGGAUAUUGUGUUUAAGACUUGGAUGACAUCUCCAAGCUGUCCCAUUUUAUAAAUGCAAAUAAAAAUAUUCCAAAAAACAGAAAAAUCUGAAAUCUGCAACACUUUUGGUCCGAGGAAUUUUGAAUAAGGGAUUCUCAACUGCACUGAUGAACUUGAUCUCCCCUAAAUUACUGAAUUUUUAAGAAACUUGAAAUCAUGUCAUCUUUGAUUAAUUUUUCAUGUUUACAGUCUUUUUGGGACUGCAGCAAUCAAUGAUGAACACUCGUUAGAGGUUCACAAUGUAUGGUUCUUAUAUUAGAUUUUAAUGUAAAAUUUUUUUUCCCUUCAACAAUUACAGUACAACUGCAGAAAAUACUGAGCACCCCUUUUUUGGCAAAAAUAUAAACUAAUACAGUUAUGAAAAUAUUUAACAGUAAAAAUAAUAGAAUAAUAAUUUAACUUUAAUUCUAUACUCAAGAAUCACUAAAAUAGUACAUUAAGAGGAUCACAAGGUGGUUUUAUUUAUGUGCAAGUUGUUCAUGAUGGAUGUGUUUAUUUUCUAGGCAAUAUUCAAUAUUCCUAAUAUUUUAGAUGCAAUGAAGGAUCUUUGGCAAGUUAUUUUUGAUACUAGUUCAAUGGCAUUUCCUAUGAUCUUUACUGGGGCUGAUUCAUUCAAUGCAACUACACAUCCACAGCCUAGAAUGCUCUGUGUGUGAGUGAAAGACAGGGUACAUGGAUAUAAUACCUUUAAUGAAUGCUAUACUCUUGUGAAUAAGAGAAGAAUCUGCAGUUUUAAAGAAAUCUACUUGUGUAUAAAAUUAAUGAACUGGACAUCACUCAGAGGAGAUACCUCUCUUUCUCAGCAACAAGGAAAAGAUACUAGUCUUUUUCUCAUGAGGUUAUAUGUCUUUUGAUUCUGAUAACAAGAGGGUAUCUUUCCUCAAAAGAAUAUAUCCACUUAACUGAAAAAGGUGACACUAGGUGGAUGGAGUUGUAAAAUGAAAAGAACCUGGCUGUCUUCAAGCCAGUCUAGGUGCCAUUUUUAACUGACUGACAAAGUAAAUUCCUCAUCUACUGUUAUCAGAUACCUAGUCAUAGUAGAGGAUACAUAAAGACAUGAUACAUACAUCAAGCCUUAUGUGAUAAUGAACAGAUAUGGAAAACCUCUAUUGGGCAGAGGCAUCAUGAUGUUAAUAUGCUCUCUGAUAUAUUGUAUAGAUUAUGAUGAAGUUUACUGAGGUGACCUGUGGCCCUAUGGUUAAUAUCUUAUUGUAAGUCAGAAAAUUAUUACCUUCAUGAUGUUGACUAUGCUGUGGCUUUUACUGUCGCUGUUAAAAAUGGAUGGUGACCAUUUAUGUCAUAUUAGAACAUCUAUUCGUGCAUACCUAUGAUGGACAUCAUUGAGCAUUAAAUGAAUCGAUGGAAAAAAAUAAACAUGGUAUUGCUUUGUUUAGUGUUACAUUUAACAAAAAUAUAAUGUAUGUGUUGGUAGGAGUAAAUUCUCAUGUGAUAUGUAGUGAAUUUGAUGCUAAUGCAAGGACAGACCUUUGUAUCUUAGGAGGGAGGGACAUCCAGACUUGAGGAAGCACGCACAUUUUAGGAUAAGUUGUUCUGGAUUUGAUGUAAAGCCAAGAACUAAAUCUUUAAUCAUAAUAUUAUAUUAAAGAGAAGUGCUUAUCAUAAGAUAAUCGACAGAUGCACAUAGAGGAGGUUGAAUUUGUAUAUGAUGGUGUACAUGUUUUUUCUAUAAAGUUUUAAUGUUCAACUAAAGAGUAUGAAAAAUCAGCCUUGAAGAAUUCAUGAACAUCUAAUGCAAAUACCAAGGAAGGACAGCCAUAAGAAUAGAUAGCAAUCUCACUAGUUAAAAGAAGGAUCCUUAAGGAAUAGAGUGAAUAUCACCUGUGCAAGUGUGAGACUGGUGAUGUAUGAUGCUGAGACAUGGCUGACUAUUAAAGAAAUAGAAAGGAUGAUAGAGAAUGCAAGAUGUUGAGAUUCAUUACACCAUAUUAAGAUAGGGAGACAUGGGGCACAACAAGGUAAUGAAAAGGUGGGGAGAGGAGAGAGUGAUAAAUGUGCUAAGGAGGUAUAGACUGAUGUGGUAUAUACAUAUCUGGAGGAGGGAGACACAUCAGGAAGGAAGGGGGAGCACUAUGUACUCAAAGUUGUUAGUUGAAUGAAAACCAGAGGGAAGACUGAUUGAAAAAGACCCAGAAAUGUUGUGUGAGAACAAUAAGAAUAAGAGAAAAGAUCCAUAACUGCAAAAAGUGGGAGAGACUGAAUACAUCUAGCUCCAUAAAGGAAAAUAAAGAUGUUAAAUGAAAUAGAGAGGAUUACAGUGACUGCUUGUAUGAGAAUAACAUUGAGUAAGAAUGUUACUGUACAUAUAUGUAUCAUUGUAGCACAAAAGAUGUUCUUGGAGACUGGGUCAAAAUACCCCCUGUAUAAGGUUAGAGUGGAAUGCAUUCCUCUUCUGACAUCAAAUUCUCACAUCCCAUGCAGUGAAAUUAUGUUUUCAAUCUCAGUAUUAUUUUUGAUGACUCAAACAAUUUGAAUUCUUUCAUAAGAAAAAGGUCUUUUUGUUGUGUGAAGUUAAAGCCCACUCAAAGGCAGUAAUAGUUAUAAACCAUCUACAGACACCAAAGCCUGUAAGUUACUUAUACAAGUACAAAGUGCAAUGAAUAAUUACACUAAUACGAUCUUCACAGCAGCAGCAAGCAUGUUACAGCACAGAACUUGCAAAAAAUCAGACAACCUUCUAGUAUUUUAGCAUAAAAAAAAAUAAAUAAAUGAAAUAAAUAAAUAAAUAAAUAAAUAAAAUAAAUAAAAAAUAUUAAAUAAAUAAAUAAAAAAUAACUUAUUUUUCAUAUAUUAAUAGAGAAUGAUAGUAAUCAAUUAUCUCUCACUUGGUGCAGUGUACAGUGAUAGAUAUGUGAUGAGCUGCAUCCCUUACAGUGUGCAGGCUUGGACAACUUGAAGUGGGCUUAGCACAUUUUGUGGUGGCUGAAAUUAAAUUUAUAUUUAUCAACACACAUUAAAGUGAACAAAACAGGGAGAAUAGGAGAGAGAAACUUAACAAAGAUUAAAUCUUGUGUUUCUCUAACUAUAAAUUUUGCCAAAAUAAUUUGUAUGCAAUACUUGUCAAUUAUAAAAAUGCAUGUGACUGGGUAGAUGCGAUGUCCUUCUAGGUGCCUGAUGAGUUAUCUCUUGUGCUAAGGAAAUAAAGAAACUUGAGAGGCUGUCUAGGUGCUGGUACAGUAAAGGGAAUGAUGGGCAUCAACAUCAAAAAGAGUGGAUGGUGAAUAAAAUAUGAAAAAAAAAAAAAUAAAUAAAAAUAAAUAAAUAAAUAAAUAAAUAAAAAUAAUAAUAAUAAUGAUAAUUAAAUAAUUAAACAAAUAAAUAAAUAAAAAUUAUGCAUCUGCUUUUACAAAAUGGAUAGAAUAUAUUUAUCAGCGAAAGUAUCAACAGAGAAUGAACAACAAUUGCAGUUUACUUUUAUAGUGCAAGCAUCUGAAAAUUAAAAAAAGAAUUGCUGCAAUGAAUGAAGUUUGUGUAACCAAUUUUGAAGGGCUAUAACUAUUAGAAAAAUUACUGAAGAUUCACUGCCUUUGCAGAGAUUUGUAAAAACAAAGUCAUUGUCAUUUAUAAAUUAUAACAACCAUAAUCAUUAUAUGAUGUCUGCUCCUCUUAGAGAAACCUCAUGCCAGGAAUGUCCAUAGCAUGUGUCUCAAGACUGCUGAAUCUUUACAGCAUCAUACCUUUACUUUAAUACUUCCCAGUCUCCCUGAAGCCCCAACCUACAUACACAAAAUAUCUAGUAGUGCUACUGCUAGAUAAAUACACACAUCCCCAGACAGAUAGAGUCACAGGUUUAGACACACACACACACACACACACACACACACACACACACACACACACUAAAUACUUUUACAGUCAGAUUAUUAAAGUGAACAAUGGAAAGAAUAGUUCUGUGACUGUCCCUCUCUCCAACUCCUGUUAUAAAGUGCAAAUGGAUAGUAAAGCAUAAUGAAAAACAUGGCUGUGGGAAUAUGAAUAAGAAAAUGUGUAUGACAUGCUCUUUGUAAGAGUAUCCGAGUUACAAGUUGUGUCAAUAAGAGGUUUUAGUAUUUUUACGCUCAUAAAUGGCUGUAGUAAGUGUUUGAAGUAUUUUUGUAUAUGUAAAUAUUACCUGUAUAAAACAAUGAUCAACUUCCAUGUUUCAUGAAGGUUUCUGUACAGAAUCUCAUUUUUAAUGGUGUUUUUUUUUUUGUUGAUCAGUCAACUUUCUGAACACUUAUUACCCAACUAGUAAUGCACCAAUUAUAAAUCAUUUUGCCACUUCAAAGUCAUUCUCUUGAAGUCCUUAGAUGUCUUCAAAUUGUGUGCCAAGAGAAUGGGAUGCUUGUGCAAGUUAAGAUGCUAUCAUGACCAUCAAGAAGGAAUUAAGUUUGUAAACUGCUUGCUUCCCACCCAUCAUAAUCUCAUCUUGAGUCUUUGUAAAGAAGGUGAUGUGUUACUCAUUUUCUAAGUAAAUGUUUCUGGAUAAUAUAUAUGUACACACACACACACACACACACACACACACACACACACACACACACACACACACACACACACACACACACACACACACACACACACACACACACACACACACACACACACACAAAGAUGGCCAAUGGUGAUUAAACAUGAUAGAUUCUAUAAGAUAACAUGCAUCAUGAUCUUUCUCUAUCUCCCAAUCUAACAGAGACCUAUCUAUCUAAUACAGGUCAGUCUAUCAUUUUAGCAUUAUGGCAAAAUACUCAUAGAUCAACAUCACUAAAAUUACUGGCAGUACUGGUUUGUUCUCUAGUAAUGAGCUGUCUUAACAGAUUGACUGUUGUGUCACUGCACAUCACCAGCAUAUUGUCUCCUUGCCUCACUCCAGCCUUGAAGUUCACUGUUACUUAGUUCUCUAAUUACUUUCAGCAUAAUUUUUCUACACAUGCACACAAGGCUCAUUUGAAGCUUUGAAUAGUGAACUUUUGGAUCUGAAUCUGUGUGUGUGUGUGUGUGUGUGUGUGUGUGUGUGUGUGUGUGUGUGUGUGUGUGUGUG
This is a messenger RNA of Scylla paramamosain (green mud crab), 9666 nucleotides long. Its product is annotated as beta-1,4-N-acetylgalactosaminyltransferase bre-4-like. Gene Ontology annotation, cellular component: Golgi apparatus. The coding region runs from base 745 to 2151 and encodes 468 amino acids. Gene Ontology annotation, biological process: carbohydrate metabolic process; glycosphingolipid biosynthetic process. NCBI's taxonomy places the organism in Eukaryota, Metazoa, Arthropoda, Malacostraca, Decapoda, Portunidae. The transcript has 8 exons. Gene Ontology annotation, molecular function: galactosyltransferase activity; N-acetyl-beta-glucosaminyl-derivative 4-beta-N-acetylgalactosaminyltransferase activity. The record is from RefSeq and is a predicted model, not a curated record.